This is a messenger RNA of Equus caballus (horse), 1441 nucleotides long. It is a transcript of the gene TMEM278, whose product is annotated as transmembrane protein 88B. Gene Ontology annotation, cellular component: plasma membrane. Gene Ontology annotation, molecular function: PDZ domain binding. The record is from RefSeq and is a predicted model, not a curated record. Lineage: Eukaryota; Metazoa; Chordata; Mammalia; Perissodactyla; Equidae.
GCUUGCUCAUGUGGCCUCUGUGGAUUCGUGCCAGGCUGGCAGCGCGCCCGCGAGAGCCAUCCCCUACAGGGCAGUGGCCUCUGCUGGCCUGACUCACCACUGAACCCAAGGGGUCUAGAGAUGUGCCUGGCACACAGUGGGAGCUCAGCUGGAUUGGAUUCUGAAACAAAGGAUGCCAGGAAUCGUACCUGCUGUUAUUGAGUGCCUACUGUGUGCUGGGUCCUGCAUCAAGUGUUUCACAUGCAUGCCCAUGUGCCCUUUCACCCCUACAGUGUAGGCAGCCAGUAUCUUGCCUUUUUUCCUGAGGCUGAGAGGGGGCAGGGCUGGAAACGAGGGGACCAGCAGGGGCCGGGGCUGGGAAGUGGAGUGGGUGGUGACCUCUACGUGGCAGCUAGUGAUGGGGCAGUUGUCAGAGUCCAGACCUAUGAAAUGAAGUUGUCGCGUGUGGGAUCUAGAAGCGGGAAGAGGGCGGGACCAGGAGAGAGGAGGGCUCUAAUGCCGGGCCAUAUGGACAGCUGUGCAGGCCCUGACCAGGGCACUCAGGAACUGGCUGGAGAGGCUGGCCAGGGUGGGAGCUGUAGUCGCCUGGCACAGAGGUCCAGCCUGGCAGUGGGGGAAACUGAAGCAGGAGUGUGGCUCUGGAGACUGAUGGUCGGGACUGGACCUACCUGGGCCAGGGUCCUGCCCUCCAACUAGGUCUACUAUCCGGUUGCUGGGGUCUGCGUAGGGGGUCUGACCUGGGGACCUAGGGUUGACCCUUGGGGGCUUCAGGCCUGCCAUCUAACCACCACUGUGAGCCUACCAGGCCCUCUGGCCAGGAGAACAUGAGUAAGCAGGAGAGGGAGGCAGAGGAGGAUGAGGGAGGGGGUGCUUCAGACACGACACCCAUGCUGCCCCAAAGGCUUCCUGACCACCAGGCCUCAGCCCUGAUGUGCCCAAGGUGGGCAGGCCUGGCCAUCUGCAGCCUCAGGCCCCUGCUGCUGUGUGGCCGGGUGCUGGCCGGGCUGCUGUUCCACCUGCUGCUGCCCACGACCGUGUUCUUGCUGGUGCUGCUCCCGGCAGUGGCUGUCGUCUACCUGGGAUUCCUGUGCCACUCAAGGGUCCACCCGGCACCCCGCCCCGCGUGCCGCGCGCUGCUCUCGGACCGCGGCUCGGCGGCGCUCAUCGUGCUGGGCUUCCUCUCGCUGCCUCCGCUGCUCGUGCUCGCCUCGGCCGUCCGCGCCCGCCUGGCCCGGCGCCUCCGCCUGCUGCUGCCGCCCCCUCCUUGGAGCCCCGGACCCAGCCACCACCCAGGGUCCGGCAACGGGGGGCGGGCAGGACGCCCCACCGACGGGGAGGAGCAGCUCUGCGCCUGGAUGUGACCCCUAGAGGCCUCUCCAAAGGACCCCGAGACCUCUGGAUCCUGGGAGGCCCUAGCUCCCCUGUGACCCCCAUAAGAUGA